AUGGUUUCAUUUGAUGUCACGUCCCUUUUUACUUCUGUCCCGCAGGACCUGGCAGUCGAGGCCAUCGAACUACGCGUACGGGAGAAAAACGACGAGGCGGAGAAUCUUCUCGGACAAGCCCAAAUCAUUCAGCUCCUGAAAUUCUGUCUCAAGACGUACUUUACGUUCGACGGAACAAUCUACGAGCAGGUGAAGGGAACGCCAAUGGGUUCGCCGAUUUCGGGACUCAUAGCCGAGGCGGUCCUUCAAUGGCUGCAGUCGGUGUUUUUCCGACACCACAGACCGAAAUUCUGGGCUCGGUAUGUGGAUGACACCUUCGCCGUCAUCGAAUGGAAUCAGGUGCUGACAUUCAAAGAACAUCUCAACACCGUCUUCCCGGACAUUCAAUUUAGGAUGGAGGUGGAGGAGAACAAACAGCUGGCCUUCCUGGAUGUCCUCGUCUGCCGCAAAGAUUGUAGUGGCCCAAAAGCCAAAGUUUUCAGGAAAGCGACAAAUACGACGCAAAUACUGAACUUCAACAGCAGCCACCCGAUCAGUCACAAUCGAAAUUGUGUAUGGGCGCCAUUCCGGCGCCUUGAGACGCAAUGA
Molecule: messenger RNA, 588 nt
Organism: Spirometra erinaceieuropaei
Lineage: Eukaryota; Metazoa; Platyhelminthes; Cestoda; Diphyllobothriidea; Diphyllobothriidae
Source: the annotation of a GenBank genome assembly